AUGAGGUGGUUUUUGCUAUGGAGGUUUAAAAUAUGACUUGUGUGUUACUUUUAUCCAUUCCAGAUUGCUGACCCGGAGACCUGUGACCAAAUGUAUGAGAGCUUAGUCAGAAUCCAUACCAACUACUACAAAAACAAGUACCCACGCCUGAAAGACACAAGCUUCACUGGAGUGACAGUAGAAGAUUGCAAGAUGAUACUAUCAACAGAUAUUCUGAAACAGAUGGAAGAGAUGAAAAAAGGGCCAUGGAAAAAACUGCGAGAAAAGUUUUAUGCCAAGAAACCUGAAGAGGACUCAAAGUGAUAGGCUAACUCCAGAUUCUUCACUGUAUAUAUUCCUAAAGCGCUGUAUGUUGCCAUGAUGAAUAAAACCAUUUAUUCCUCUUAGC
Molecule: messenger RNA, 388 nt
Organism: Pterocles gutturalis (yellow-throated sandgrouse)
Lineage: Eukaryota; Metazoa; Chordata; Aves; Pterocliformes; Pteroclidae
Product: ubiquinol-cytochrome-c reductase complex assembly factor 2
Biological process (GO): mitochondrial respiratory chain complex III assembly
Cellular component (GO): mitochondrial matrix
Source: RefSeq, a predicted model, not a curated record